AACUCCUGCAGAGCAGUCGCUAUCGGCCGUUCACCAAGCCUGGGGAAAAUGGCGGCCACUCUUCUCCCGACCUUAUCGCCGCCGGUUUCACGUGCCGCCGCCUUCCUCCUCCUCCGAGCACCGCCAAAACCCUUACGCACUCACCAUCAUCUUUUCCGCAGCCUCCUCUCCUCCGCGUCCUCUCCAUCAACCCCUGCCACCCUCCGCUCCCUCGCCCCCAUGGCCUCCGCGGCUACCCCCGACCGCCGCGACCUCCUCAUGCUCGGCAUCGAGACCAGCUGCGACGAUACCGCGGCCGCCGUGGUUAGAGGCGACGGGGAGAUCCUUAGCCAAGUGGUCUCUUCUCAAGCAGAUUUGCUAGUGAAGUACGGGGGUGUGGCUCCUAAGAUGGCUGAGGAAGCUCAUUCUCUUGCAAUUGACCAGGUUGUUCAGAAAGCACUUGAUGAUGCGCAUGUGUCAGAGAGUGAUCUUUCUGCUGUGGCUGUGACUGUUGGGCCAGGACUUAGUCUGUGUCUUCGAGUUGGUGUUCACAAAGCUCGAACAAUAGCCAAAGCAUUUGGCUUGCCUAUAGUUGGAGUUCAUCAUAUGGAGGCGCAUGCAUUGGUUUCGAGGUUAGUGAACAAGGGCCUUGAUUUUCCAUUUUUGGCUCUUCUAAUUUCAGGAGGACACAAUCUUCUUAUUCUUGCUCAUAACCUUGGUGACUAUGUUCAACUGGGGACUACCGUUGAUGAUGCAAUUGGUGAGGCAUAUGACAAGUCAGCAAGAUGGUUGGGACUUGAUAUACGAAAAGGUGGUGGUCCUGCUCUUGAAGAGCUUGCCCUAGAAGGUGAUCCAAAUGCUAUUAAGUUCAGAGUUCCCAUGCGACAACACAAAGAUUGCAAUUUCUCUUACGCUGGUCUCAAGACCCAAGUUCGGUUGGCUAUUGAAUCUAGAAAUCUGUAUGGUAGAUGCACAGAUGGUAUCCCCAUUUCAUCUGCGACAGCAGAAGACAGACAGUUAAGGGCGGACAUUGCUGCUUCUUUCCAGCGAGUUGCUGUUUUACAUUUGGAGGAAAGAUGCCAACGAGCAGUUGAAUGGGCAUUGAAGAUGAAACCUUCUAUCAACAACUUUGUUGUUUCAGGAGGUGUUGCAUCAAAUCAAUAUGUUAGGACUCGCUUGAAUUAUAUUGCCGAGAAGAAUGGCCUACAGCUCGUAUCCCCUCCCCCAAGUCUUUGUACUGACAAUGGUGUCAUGAUUGCUUGGACUGGAAUUGAGCACUUUGUUGCCGGUAGAUUUGACGAUCCACCUGCUGCUGAUGAGCCUGACGAUAUGCAGUAUGACUUGCGUCCGAGAUGGCCUCUUGGUGAGGAAUAUUCAGAAGGAAGAAGUGUUUCACGAUCAAUGAAAACAGCUCGGAUCCAUCCAUCACUUACAUCCAUGAUACAGGGGUCUCUCCACAAGUAGCUUAGUGAGAUCAUUGGUCUUUGCUGCUUGCUGCCAUUGAGUUCCACAUCUUUCAGUUUUGGGAUCAUGAAUAGCCCAGCUCACCUUUUUGUUGUUGUAGAAAUGCAGUCAUUAGCUACAAAUGCUCGAGCUGGCGAGUUGCUAGUUUGUUCAUUAUACAUUUGAGGAGCAAUAUAUUGAUCCUGUUCAUAUCAAUUACAAGAAAAUUAUUGCAUUGUUUUCUAUAUUUUGUA
Brachypodium distachyon (stiff brome) is the source of this 1676-nucleotide messenger RNA. RefSeq names its product probable tRNA N6-adenosine threonylcarbamoyltransferase, mitochondrial. Lineage: Eukaryota; Viridiplantae; Streptophyta; Magnoliopsida; Poales; Poaceae. Gene Ontology annotation, cellular component: mitochondrion. The record is from RefSeq and is a predicted model, not a curated record. The coding region runs from base 49 to 1443 and encodes 464 amino acids. The transcript has 13 exons. Gene Ontology annotation, biological process: tRNA threonylcarbamoyladenosine modification.